AUGGAGAACUUUUAUAAGACUCAUCGGAGAACUACUUACCGGUUUAAAAUCUCAACUCAAGCUCAAGCUGGAGGCUAUCCAAGCUCACUCAACUGUCAUGUCACUCACCACCUCUGGAUCCCGAAAGGAAAGAGACUAGACUCUCGCCGAAUAAUUGGUCCCCUGACCGGCGAAGUCGAGUUGAAUGUGUUCUUCAAGCUGGGUAGGAAAUCUCUAGAGCCAGAGGCAUUCAUCAAAAGCAGUCUAUUCGCUGAGAUCAUUAACUCUCUCAAUACGCUUGCUACCGAUGAGGCCGUUUCUAUACAGAGAGUCGGGGAGACCAAGGUCGUUUCAGACAGCCCUAAAGCACAUGCUUGUGUUCAGUUGAAGUUAACACCUCUAGAAGAAAUUUUGGAAACGUCCUUGACUCGGCGACCGAUAGCAAGACUAUCAUCGAUUGACUUGGAGUGGCAAUACACCCCAGCCAAAAAGAACUCGACAAUCGAUGCCCCAGCGACUCCGUGUGGUGAGACUAUCGACUUCGACUCGCUCAUUCACGUCCAACCUUUGGUGCUUCCAUUGAAAUCAUCGCUUCAGCAGUUCAUGAAGCGCUUCGUGAGCCGUAACCUACUCCAUCAACUUCCUUUGGUUUUCAAUUCCCAAUGGCAAAAAAAGUUACAGGACAGCAUGCUUAACCAAAAGAUAUUUGGACGUAUCUUAACACGGUUUUCUGAACAGUGUAUCUCGAACGACAUCAGAGCUGAGCUGAGGAACAUGUGCGAACAUGAGGAUGAAAUACAAACGGCGAAGGCGGAUGAAGAAGAAUGUUCAGGAGACAAAAUAGCGAGCAGAUUAUCCACUCUUCAAAUUAACAUUAGCAAGCUCCCGAAUACGAGAAUUGCACGCUCGCGACGAUGUAGAAACUCUUCAUACUGCUCUAGUCUCGAUAUCGAAGCCGUCCCUUCAGAUCAUGAGGCGGCUAGUGAUCAUGGGGAUGUGUGGAUGGAUGAAGAGGAGGAUCAAAAUAUCAUGGCAGACAAAGAGAAUAACUCUGAUGUUUCUUUGUACUUGACUGGAGGGUCUGAUAACGACAUAGCGAUGAGCUCAUCCUGA
Puccinia graminis f. sp. tritici CRL 75-36-700-3 is the source of this 1092-nucleotide messenger RNA. RefSeq lists its product as uncharacterized. The record is from RefSeq and is a predicted model, not a curated record. Bases 1 to 1092 code for a protein of 363 amino acids. The transcript has 5 exons. NCBI's taxonomy places the organism in Eukaryota, Fungi, Basidiomycota, Pucciniomycetes, Pucciniales, Pucciniaceae.